UCCAGUUGGCGUUUUAUAGAAAAAUUCUGCGCAUAGAGCAAUACUGGUUGGAAUCGUAUUUUUUUUUGUUGUAACAUUUUGGGUGUUUUUGUUUGUGUUAUGCAUUUGUUAAUUAAAUGGGAUGCGGCUUAACGAAAAAAUGCAAAACGUGUAAAUCGUGAGCAUACAAGAUGAAUGCUGCACAACAACGGCUGCUGCUCCCGCUGCUUCUGCUGCUGCAGACGUCCAUUGUUGUUGUGCAGGCAAUGUGCCCCACAAAAUGCAGUUGCAAGAACAUUUCGGAAAAUAUACAAACGUUGCGUGUGCGCUGCGACGAACAGCAUAUUGUUAACUGGCAGGAGCUGCAAUUCGGCGACGAUGUGCACCUCAUAAGCAGCAUCAAUGCGAGCAAAAACGCCAUUGCUCAAGUCAGCGAAGAGGACUUUAAAACCUUUACGAAACUGGAACGCUUGGACUUGUCAUCGAAUCUGCUCAGCGAACUGGACAAACACAGCUUUGGCAGCAGCCUAGCAAAUGUGGUGCGCCUCAAAUUGGCCAACAACUCGAUCAGUCAUAUUUACGAAGGCGCCUUUGAGCUGAUGCCCAAACUCAAGCAGCUUGACUUGUCGAACAAUCCGCUGGCCUGCGAUUGCGGUCUAAUCUGGCUGAUUGCCUGGUCAAAUGCACGCGAUGUGCGCCUUCAUCCGGCACCCAAAUGCGAAUCUCCGGUGAAUUUUCGCGGUAUGCCGCUGAAAAAACUGAAAGUGGGCAUUGAUUUCCGUUGCGAAUCGCUGCUGCAGCCGCUGCUCGAAUUGGUGCCCAAGCAGAAUCAGAUUGCCUUUGAGGGCGACGAACUGCAGCUGAAGUGCUAUGCGCCCCGUGUGGCAAUUGGAGCACCGCGUGAAUCCGAGGAUUUGCCCACACGUGCCUAUGUAUUUUGGGGCUGGUCGGAUAAGAUACGCCAACAGAACUCCACCGACGACAUCAUCUAUCGCGACCCAACCAAAGUGUUCAACGAUGUCAAUCUGGAUCCGCGGCAUUCCACCGAUUCGGGCAUCUUGAGCUCGAUACUACGCAUUGGCAGCCUAACACAGAAUCACACUGGCAUGUGGGAUUGCACGCUGCGCAGCCAACAGGCGAAUCUAUCGCAAUCGAUAGUGUUGCAUGUGGUGGCCAAGGGAACGCUCUAUUGCGAUGCACUCGUAACGCACACCAACAAAGGCAGCUACCAUUGGCCACGGACAAUGCGAGGCGAGACGGUGCUGCAAGCAUGCGUGGAGGAGCCGAGCGAAUUAAGCAGCGAACGGAGGGCAACACAUGUGUGUGGCAACGAUGGCAAGUGGCAGCAGUUGAACACGGAGAGUUGUGUUUAUGUGAGUGAAACGACGCGGAUAUUCGAGCAAUUCGCCAAGGUGAAUUUAACGCUAACGAAGGGACAAAAUGCGCUGGAGAUUGCGCGACGUUUGCACAAUUUCACGCACAUACAAACGCAGCUGCACAAGAUACGUGAUCCGAUGGAUUUGGAGUACAUAGCGCGGACGCUGCUCAAGUAUUUGGAGCAACCGCUGGAGGCGCAUCAGCAGCAGGAGAUAAGCUAUCUGCUGAUGGACAUUGUGUCGCAGCUGUUGACGUUGCCGGGCAAACUGUUUGAGGCCGCACAGCGUGAACAACAAACGGGCCACAAGCUGUUGCACAUUGUCGAGGCGGCAGCGUUGCAUCUGGAGACGGCCACCGAGACGACGACGGAUGGCGAAUGGCGUCAGCGACAACGCAACAUUUUCGUGGAGUUCUUUAACAUUAGUCUCGAGCAAUUUGUAAGCAUGUCAUGUGUGUGGCUCGAUGGCAGCCUGCGUGGACUGCAGUGCAAUAGUGCCAACGAUACGAUUCCAAUGUACGAACACGGCGACAUCGAUGCGGCAAUCCAAUUGCCACAACAGCUGCUGCACGAACUAACGAAUGUGAGUGCAACGAGUAAUUUGCGAUUGAUGAUAACGCUGCAUCGCAACGCGAAGCUGUUGCCCGAACUCUUGAACGCCACACAAACGUUAUCCUCAGCCAUCAUUGGAGCGCGUCUCUACAGCAACGAAGGAGAGCUACUCGAAGAGCACCAACAUUCGGAGCAGCAACAACAGUCGAUGCUUGAGGAAGAUGUCUACCAGCAACGCAUCACAAUAAUGCUGCGUGCACAUCCGUAUCACGAUUCGUUGAGUGCACCGCAGCCCGCCUGGUGGGAUGCCGAAGAACAGGCGUGGAAUACACGCGUCUGUCAGCAACAUUAUCAGCAUCGCACACUCUUAAUGUUCAGCUGCAGUCGCAGCGGUUACUUUGGCCUGCUGCAGCGUACCGCUUACCUCAAUGACUAUCGAAGUGAACUGGCUGGAGCGAGGUUUCGUCACGCUCCUCUUGCUGUUUAUGUGGGUUGUGCUGUGCUGUUUGCCUGCGCCUGGUUCAACAUUGUCACCUUUGUGGUCUUUGGCUGUGCCAUACGCAUCAAUCGUGUGCAACGUCAUGCUUUGGUCAACACUUGGCUGGCUCUCGCUUCGCUGUGCUUGGCCUUUGUGCUGGGCAUCUAUCAGACAACGAGUCAGCUGCAUUGUCGUCUCUUUGGACUCCUCCUGCACUAUCUCAGCCUGUGUGUGCUGCUCUGGUUGUGCGUCAGUCUGAGCAGCAUGUACAAACGGUUGAGUAAAUCAACGACAGCCACUUCGCUGCCACAGCACACGGCAACAACGGCCACAAUGGCAGCCUCGCAGCUCGGAGGGAUUGCAGCCGGCGCUUCACAGGAGCCGCAUCAACGGAAACCUAUACUCGGCAUCUAUCUGGUUGGAUGGGGCAUUGCUUUGUUGAUUUGCGGCAUCAGCAGUGCUGUGAAUAUGUCCGAGUAUGCAGCUUAUAGCUAUUGCUUUUUACACAAUGCAACCACGUUGAAUGCUUUGCUUGUGCCCGCUGUUAUACUCUUGAUAUUCAGUGGGAUUCUGGCGCUGUGCAUUUACUAUCAACUCAGCCAGCAGGCGGUGAAUGUGCUGCAACAACGAGAGCAGCAGCAGCAGCAUCAACAACAGCUGGGACAGCGACAGUAUUCGGAUAACAACACUCAGGCAACGGAGCACAUCGAUUUGGAUUGGCUGGAUGCGAAUGGUUGUGCCACAAAGGAGGCAGCGCCCAGUUGCUCUGCGUUGCAGUUGCAACUGCAGUUGCAGGAACAAUACAGCACACUGAGCAAUCCGUUGAGCAGCAUCGUCGAUGAUUACGAACGUUCGAAUAUGUCGCAUCUCCGUGGACAUCUCAGCUUUGUGGUGCUCUAUGUGGCUGCAUGGAGUUCGGCGGCGUUGUAUGUGCACAGCGAGGAGCAGCUGUAUGUGAUGUGCUUUGUGGCCAGCUGCGUGGUGUUGGGACUCUUCCUGCUCCUCUUCUACAAUCUGACGCGCAACGAUGCGCGACAAGCGUGGACGCAACAUCGCUUGGCGCGUGUCAAUCGGAUGCUUGUUGCCGGCUACAACAAUGGAGCAGCAACAACCGGAGGAGGAGGAGUUGCAAAUGGAGCUGGAGCGGCAGCUGGGAGCAGCGGCGGCGGCGGCGGUGCUGCCAUGAUUAGCAACUCGAUUGUGGCCUACAAAGCGACGGCAGCAACUGGUUCGCUGUAUGAGGCAAACAAUUCAACGGGUUCGCGUUCGAAUAGCCAAUGCAGCAACAAACAACGCAGCAGCAGCGCUCGAAGUAUGCGCAGCCAAACACGCAGCAAUGGCCAAUUGGAUUGCACCACGCAGCAGUUGUUGAGUGCUGCAUCUGGUAAUGGCAAUAGUCAUGGCAUCACCAUCAUCAAUAACAGUAACAAUGUUGGAAGUCUGGGGGCCACAUCGUUGCUGCAUGAGAGCAGCAUUCCCAGUGCUGAGCUCUUCUACAAUCCCAAUCAGAUCAAUGUGGCCCGCAAGUUCUUCAAGAAACAGAAACGCCUCGCGAAGCGCAACAACUUUGAGCUGCAGCGUCAGGCGUUGCCACAAACGUUGCACAGUCAGCACAGCUUGAGCGAUGCCAGCUCCGAGCAGCUUUAUGCCCGGCAUCACAAUGCGAUGACUUUGCUUGCCGGUGGCAGCAAAGUGAACAAUACGAAUUUGCAUUAUCGCAAAUCUCCGACAGCGCUGAAGGAGGCGCCCACACAGCUGGAGGCGUUGCAGUAUAAACGUUGUUUUGUGCCCACCACAAAGAUUCUCCAGGCGAACAUUUAUACAAACAUACCGGAGACAUUGACGCCACAGCAUGAGGUGAUUAAGCUGCGGACGAGCGGAGUGCGAACGCCUUCGUUGUUGGAUGAGACGCUGCAUGAGCAUGAGGAGCAUGAGGAUGAACUGUUGACCACGCAGGAGGAUGACGAUGGCAGUUCGUUGGAUGAGCAUGCUCCACUCUAUGCCAACACAAUGCCAGUUAGUACGGUGGAAAUCUUUCGCAGCAACAACAACGGAGCCACAACAUCAACGCCUGUGGCCAAGAAGCAGCCAAGUUUGGAGGCCAUGAACAGUUUGGGUUUGCCGGAGGUAACAACUCCAAAGCAGACGCAUCUCAACAGCAGCGCAGCGAGUGAAGCGCUUAGUGUGGCCGAAGAGUCUCCAUUGCUGCAAAAGCAUGAGGUUUAUGUCUCCAAUUCACUGCAGGUGACCAACAGCAUUCGAUUAGAGGAUGAUUUCCCCAGCGUGCUCAUUCGCUACAGUCAACAGCAGCAAUCGAAAUCGUUGAACAACAUUAGCGAUAUGUUGGCAACGAAUGGAGAAGCCGCUUCAGCUGGCGAUUCAGCUGCUGGAUCAGGAGUUGCUCUUCCUCUCGAAGGCAGCGCCAAUUCGUUGCAGAAUCUGCCACAGUUGCAGCAACCGUUGCAAGUUGAUGUCGCCGCGCAUUUUCAGCUGCCGAAUGGCACGCGUUUGCUCUCGGCGAGUCCGACGAACGAGAGCGAUCUGAACUAUCAGAAUUCGGAGAUUAGCAUACGAAGUCACGGUUUGUAUGCGCCACAGGCGGAUAACGAUUUGAAUCUCACGCUCACUGAUGAUUUUCGCUGCUAUCAAUCGUCGAAUGCCAGCGAUGCGGAUGUCGACAUCCUCAACGAGUUUGACGAUGAAUUUUUGGCCACCAACGAACCGCAUUACAAUCAUCAUGUGGCGCUGCUUGGCAAUAGCAACAGCAACAGCAAUAGCAAUAGCAACAGUGGAGCUGGCGAAGCUGCUGCCGAACAGCAACCCGACGAAGAUGAUGACGAAGAUGAGGAUGAAGACGGAGAUGUUGUGGGGAAUGUUGCCACGUCUGACGUCGGCGAGUUGCAGCACGAUGACGAUGAAGAUGAGGAGGCCAUGAAUCAUUCAAUCGAUGAGCUAUACGAAGCCAUCAAAUGCCGCAGUCCGCUGAAGAGCUGCAGACCCACACAGUUGCCGCCAAUGCUGGCGGAGACGAGCAGCAGCAGCUCGGAAAGAUUACGCAAGACUGACACAACAGCAACACAAUCAACAACAACGAUAACAACGAGUGGAGCAGCUGCUGAGGGUGUGAAUCUGAAUGAAACUGUCGAGGAUGACAGCAGCCAGAGCAGCGUCAUCUCCUAUAUUGAUCCUAGAGCCAGCAGCGAGCAGCAACAACAACAACAUAACAAUCCCAGUUAGCUGGACGACAACUAGACUAGAGCUGCAGAUGCGAAUGGAAAUAGAGAUACAAAAGGAUAUAAAGAUGCAGUUGUAGCUGAAGAUAUAUAUAGGAAGAGAGAUGCAGAUAGAGUUACAGUUGCAGAUACAGAUACAUAUGGAAACAAAGAUACAGAUGCAGUUGCAGAUACAUAUGGAAAGAGCAAAGCAGAUAGAGAUACUGAUGCAGUUACAGAUACAUAUGGAGAUAAAGAUUUAGUUGCAGUAGCUGAGACAUAUGAAACUAGACAUGCAAAUAGAGAUAUAGAUGCAGAUAUAGAAACAGUUGCAGAUACAUUUGGAGGAGAUAAAGAUGCACUUGCAGUUGAAAAUGCAAAUGAAGGAGAUACAGAUACAGUUGCACACACUUAUGGAGAUAAAGAUGAAGUUGCAGUUGAAGAUACAUAUGAAAAGAAAUAUGUAGAUAGAGAUAUAGAUACAGUGGCAGAUACAAAUGAAGAUAAAAAUGCAGUUGCAGUUGCAGUUAAAGAUACAUAAGUAAAUCGAGAUACAG
Messenger RNA from Drosophila sulfurigaster albostrigata, 6153 nucleotides. It is a transcript of the gene Remo, whose product is annotated as adhesion G protein-coupled receptor A3. Gene Ontology annotation, cellular component: plasma membrane. Gene Ontology annotation, molecular function: protein binding; G protein-coupled receptor activity. The transcript is spliced from 4 exons. The coding region runs from base 171 to 5621 and encodes 1816 amino acids. The record is from RefSeq and is a predicted model, not a curated record. NCBI's taxonomy places the organism in Eukaryota, Metazoa, Arthropoda, Insecta, Diptera, Drosophilidae. Gene Ontology annotation, biological process: G protein-coupled receptor signaling pathway; cell surface receptor signaling pathway.